Messenger RNA from Cuscuta campestris, 1377 nucleotides. The record is from the annotation of a GenBank genome assembly. NCBI's taxonomy places the organism in Eukaryota, Viridiplantae, Streptophyta, Magnoliopsida, Solanales, Convolvulaceae.
CGUUGCAGAGUUGACAAAAGAAAAAAUAUUUGAGAGAUAAUAUUCAAGUACGAUUUUUGACAACUAGAUUUUGAACUAUCACGUGCAGACUUCAUUCUUUUUUGCAAAUCUAUAAUUAAAAUGUAAUUUAUCUCAUCUCAAUAGACUGACUAGCCGAUUCGAAAAGAUCUUGGAGAUGAGGUUCAUCCAUUUUUAAGUUUCUUUAUAAUAACCCCUCUCCUCUUCCAUGCAUAUAUUCAACUCGGAUCCACACAAACACUACUUACACUUCUCUCUCUGUCUAAUUCUCUCUCUCUCUAGUCUCUCUCUACCUACUUGUUGUCUUCUUCUUCUUCCACCAUCUACUACCAAACACUUUUAACUUCCUCCAAUGGAGCCUCAGCACUACUAUCAUAACCACAACCACCUCCAUCAAAUCCAAACCCAGAGUAACGGAAACCAGCUGGAAGACGGCGGCGGCGGGAACAAGAACGGCGGCGGCGCCGCCGCGGGGUACAUAUGCCGGCAGAGCAGCACGCGGUGGACGCCGACGACGGAGCAGAUAAGGAUCCUGAAGGAGCUGUACUACAACAACGGCGUCAGGUCCCCAAGCGCCGAGCAGAUUCAGAGGAUCUCCGCCAAGCUGAGGCAGUACGGCAAGAUCGAGGGCAAGAACGUCUUUUACUGGUUCCAGAACCACAAGGCUCGCGAGCGCCAGAAGAAGCGCCUCACCACCGCCGCCGCCCCGGACGCCGCCGCCGCCGCCGCCUUCUCCAUGCAAAUGCAGAGAGGCGUUUGGAGAUCUGCUGAUCAUCACUGCUCUAACUUCAACAAUAUUCCUCAAGCUUCAACUGUGGGUCAGAUUGGGAAUUAUGGCUAUGGGAGCACUGUUGCAAUGGAGAGGAGUUUUAGGAACUGCUCGAUAUCGGCGGGCGGCGGAGGCAACGGGAACGGAGGAUACGUGGCGGCGGCGGCGGCGGGGAAUUACGGGUGGGUGGGGAUAGAGCACCACCACCCCUACGCCGCCUCAGCAGCCCAGUACUACCACCCGUUCCUCGAUCACAAGAUCAGGACCGUUCAUCACCACCCCCAUGCUGACGAGGAUCAAGAAACCCUAGAAGAUGUGGACCCAGACAGCAACAACAACUACGACAACAACAAGGAGCCGGAAACCCUCCCGCUCUUCCCCGUCCACGCCGACCACCACAUCACCGCCGGCAUCGGCGGCGGCGGGUGCUACUACCCCAACCCCGACCAGCACGGCGGCGGCACUAUGGCGGCCGCAGCGUCUCUCGAGCUCAGCCUCAACUCCUCCUACAAUUUCGGCAACACGUCGUCGUCUCACCAUUUCGCCUAGCCAAUAAUUAAUUAGUGCUCUAAUAACUAAUUAAGUGCUGU